GACGUCAUUAUACGUGUCACGUGGUGUGGUUGAUAAUGUAGCGUCCUGCUCUCGCCAACAGAACUCUUUUAAAACCCACUAACUACACCCGCCGGCGUUUACUUUCUCCAACUCGCAAUUUUACGUCAUAAUUGUGGAUUAAAGCGUGUCAGGAGCAAACAACAUGCCGUCAUAAGUUGUCGUAACGAAAGGGAGAAGUAAGGGGAGCGCUGCGGUCCAAUCUUGACGCCUGUCUCCGCAGCCUUGCGGUAUGGCGACGGGUACUUGCUGCUAUCAAACAGGCGCCUUUUGUGACUGCGCAAAAGACGUUAGGAAGAGCGCAGAGGAAGAAAGAGGCAGCAAUGGGUCGGAUGGCAGCGAGUGCCCGCCGCUCUGCGUCACGACGGUCGACGUAGGCCCACCGUCUCUGUUCAAAACCUUCCCAAGCGACAGUGGCCCUAUUUGCCGCAUCUGCCACGAAGGAGGCAGCAUGGAAACCCUCCUGUCCCCGUGCGACUGCACCGGCACGCUGGCCACGGUGCACAGGAGCUGCCUGGAGCUCUGGCUGUCGUCCUCCAACACCAACUACUGCGAGCUGUGCCACAAACACUUCACCGUUCAACGUAGACUCAGGUCUUUCAAACAGUGGCUGCACGAUCCAGGCACGAAAGAGGAAAGGAGGUUGGUGUUCUGCGACAUCAUGUGCUUCCUUUUCGUCACGCCGCUGGCCUCCAUUUCGGGCUGGUUGUGCCUCAAGGGCGUCAAGGAUGACCUUCAGCUGGGCAGCUUGCUGCAGAACACUGGCCUCAUCUCGCUAACCCUCGUCCUUUUCAGCAUCUACACCCUCUGGACCAUGGUGUGCCUGCGGUACCACUGUAAGCUGUACUCUGAGUGGAGAAGAAAGGAUCAGCAAGUGCAUCUGCUCAUUCCCAAAACCAAAGAGGCCGCCUCUUCCCAGAAUCCUUUGCAGUCCCCAUUGCCUCGCAACACACUUUCUCCCGAGACUUUAGUAUGAGACAAAUGUGUGCUAUUUUUCCUGUGUUGAACCUCAUUUUGCAGCCAUGACAUUGACUGGCUUUGACAUCCAAACCAUUUGAACUGAAUGAUCAUGUUUCAUUGUUAUUAAUUGCGAGAGACAUCCAAUGCAUUUGGACUGGAAAGCAAUCCCUCCCAGUUCAAAUGGAUUGGACGUCUAUUGCUGUCAAUGGCAGCAUAAGAGUUAAUGAUUCAGUUGUUUUAAUUGAGCUGACAACAGUCUACCAACAACUCCUGGUAUCGUUUAAAAAGAGAGGAAAAAAAAAAACAUGCUUGCACUUUGUUGACAGUAUAAUGUCUAAUUUUAUUUAUUUGAAUUCAUUGUUGAGUGCUCUUAUUUCCUGGCUGCGUGAUUGUAUUUAUAUUGAUGAUUCUUAUUAAAAAAACAUUUUCUGUACAUACAAGCACUGACAUGAAAUGGACAACAAAGUCCUUGCCCACAAAAUGUUUUUCAAUGGUUUUGUUUGUGUUUUUAAAGAGCGUUGAAAGGGGGCCACGAGGGGAUCAUCUGUUUUACAAGCUUAUGAGCGGUUUGUUUAUCCGUGUGUUUACAGUUUAGUGACGAGACUCCGCCCAGAUCAUCAUCAGAUGCCAGGGAACAUUCGUUAUGUUGUCGUUAUGUUUACGGCCCCAGCCUGCUUUCAGUUUGGAUGGAUUUCUUAUAUUUUAGAACUUUUGUUUCCUUAUUUUGUAUUUUGUUUUUGUUAGUUUUUUUGCUCAAUUGGGCACAUCUACAAGGAGAUUCCAAUUUUGAUUCCUUAAUUUGUUAUGAAUUUUAAAAAAUAUAUUAAAUGUACAUAUAUGAUAUUUAAAUGUUUGAUUUGCUUGGUUUGUUGAAUUCUUAAAUUUGAAUUAUAACUAGGUACAUUUUUAGAUUUACAAUUUUGAUUGCAGUUACAAUUGAAAAUUUCGAAUACAAUUACAAUUUCACAAUUUAAACUAAAAAUUAGGGCUGUCAAAAUUAUCGCGUUAACGGGUGGUAAUAAUUUUUUAAAUUAAUCACGUUAAAAUAUUUGACGCGUUUAACGCACAUGCCCCGCUCAAACAGAUUAAAUUGACAGCAGUGUCAUGCCUUUUUUUUUUUUUUUGUCGCCCUCUGCUGGCGCUUGGGUGCGACUGAUUUUAUUUUACAGCAGGGAGCCCAUGUGACGUCUCGCUCUGCGACAUCAACAAUGGUGAGCUACUAGUUUAUUUUUUGUUUGAAAAUUUUACAAAUUUUAUUAAAAGAAAACAUUUAGAGGGGUUUUAAUAUAAAAUUUCUAUAACUUAUACAUUUAGCUUUUAAGAACUACAAGUCUUUCUAUCCAUGGAUCGCUUUAACAGAAUUAAUAAUGUUAAUGCCAUCUUGUUGAUUUAUUGUUAUUAUAAACAAAUACAGUACUUAUGUACCGUAUGUUGAAUGUAUAUAUCCAUCUUGUCCAAUCUUUCCAUUCCAACAAUAAUUUACAGAAAAAUAUGGCAUAUUUUAUAAAUGGUUUGAAUUGCGAUUAAUUACAAUUAAUUUUUAAGCUGUGAUUAACACGAUUAAAAAUUUUAAUCGUUUGACAGCACUACUAAAAAUGCGUACUUAUUUAAAUUUCAAGUAAUCUUAACAAUCACAAUUAUACUAGAACAACGUGCAAUUUUUUGGUUGGGAUAUUUCAUGCUUUUUUAAUGUUAAUGUAACAUUGUUUUUCAUAAGAAAUGAGCACUUACGUUUGCCUUUUUAAAGUUGUUUUGAAUUGUGAUUAAUUACGAUUAAUUAAUUUUUAAGCUGUGAUUAACACAAUUAAAUUUUUUAAUCAUUUGACAGCCCUACUAAAAAUGCGUACUUAUUUAAAUUUCAAGCAAUCUUAACAAUUAUAAUUAUACUAAAACAAAGUGCAAUUUUUUGGUCAGGAUAUUUCAUGCUUUUAUUGGUUAUUUUUAACCAAUGUAACAUUGUUUUUCAUAAGAAAUGAGCACUUACGUUUGCCUUUUUAAAGUUGUUUUGAAUUGCGAUUAAUUACGAUUAAUUAAUUUUUAAGCUGUGAUUAACACGAUUAAAAAUUUUAACCGUUUGACAGCCCUACUAAAAAUGCGUACUUAUUUAAAUGUCAAGUAAUCUUAACAAUCACAAUUAUACUAGAACAAAGUGCAAUUGUUUGGUCGGGAUAUUUCAUACUUUUAUUGGUUAUUUUUAAUGUUAAUGUAACAUUGUUUUUCAUAAGAAAUGAGCACUUACGUUUGCCUUUUUAAAGUUGUUUUGAAUUGCUAUCAAUUACAAUUGAUUUUUAAGCUGUGAUUAACACAAUUAAAAUUUUUAAUCGUUUGACAGCCCUACUAAAAAUGCGUACUUAUUUAAAUUUCAAGUAAUCUUCACAAUCACAAUUAUACUAGAACAAAGUGCAAUUUUUUGGUUGGGAUAUUUCAUGCUUUUAUUGGUUAUUUUUAAUGUUAAUGUAACAUUGUUUUUCAUAAGAAAUGAGCACUUACGUUUACCUUUUUAAAGUUACGUUUUUUUCUCAGCCAUUUUCAAAGAGCCAAAAAUAGCAAAGAGUGUUAAAACUCAUGAUUUGAUUUCGAUGGGUUAAGUUUCGCCCAAUUAUCUCCCAGAAGUGGCAAUAGCAACUAAACUCAAUGUAUUUAUUGAUUUAGAGACGCGAACGCGUCAUGUCCUUCAGCACCAUGUUGAGGUCUGAAGGGGUUAAGUACAAUCUCAAAUUUAAUAUGAUUUUCAUUCCAUUCAUUUGAUAUAUAAAACUUUUUUUGAUAUAUGGUGGAAAACACAGACAAGGCUGAAAAAGCAUAUUCUGCUCUCGCACCACUCUUUAAAAUAAACUGCUGUAUUUUAAGCCAAAACAACUGUUGUGUUUGAUAGAACAAUGUGUCUAUAUACUGCCGUAGCAGUUUCAUGGUGCAUUUAGCACCCCAAGCUAUUUUUAUUCGUCUGUUUUACCCUGGGGACCCAUGUUUACAGACAUCGCGCAACCGCUUUUGUGUCAACCCAGUCAAAAAAAGAAGGUAAGUACCGUACUGGCCCGAAUUUAAGACGUUUUUUGCAUUGAAAUAACACUGAAAAAGAGGGGAUCGUCUUAUAUACGCGGUCUAGACAUUAUACCCAUUCACGACGCUAGAUGGCGCCAGAUAUCAUUGAAGCGAUGUUCUGUCAUGACAGAUCUCAGCUACUCUCAAGUUUAAUCAGUUUGCAUUAUUUUAUUGCAAUGUUUUUCUUUAUUCAGAUUUGUUUCAAGACUACAGUUACAGUUAGACUUCACUUUGAUGGUUAAUGCAGUUAUUGCAAUUUUUUUUGUUUUAUCGCAAUAGAUUGGUUUAUUUACAUUUCAAAAACCAGAAGCCAUUCAUUUACGAAUGUGAUUUCACUCUAGUUUACAUAUUUAAAUGUUCAGAUAUUAAGUUUUGAAUGAGGCAAAAUAACAUGCUUUUUCUCUCAAAUAUAUUGUUAUAAUCAUUUGUUUUGGGUGUACUGUAAUUAUUUUCUGUAUAAAAAUUAAUUUGGUGUUCAAAAAGUCUUUUUUCAAACGAGUCUUGAAAAAGACGGGGUCAUCUUAUAAUCAGGGCUGUCUUACAUUCGGGCCAAUACGGUAAUUUUAGUUAUUAUUCGAAAUGUCUAUCAUUUUUAGCUCAGAAUCAUUAAUUGAUGUCUAAUAUUUAGUUAAAAAAAAAAAAAUUAAAAAUGAUUCACUCGCAUAUUUUAAACGUUUUAAACAAAUUACGUCUCAAUGAAAAAAAUAGUGUCUGUAAAUAGUUACGAGAUAUCCGUGACCCAUCGCUUAAUUGUAUUUUUCUGUUUGUUGCAUUUCCCCUGAUAUUUCAAAUAUUAAUAAUCGAUCCAAACAAACAAA
Messenger RNA from Corythoichthys intestinalis (scribbled pipefish), 4838 nucleotides. Its product is annotated as E3 ubiquitin-protein ligase MARCHF2-like. NCBI's taxonomy places the organism in Eukaryota, Metazoa, Chordata, Actinopteri, Syngnathiformes, Syngnathidae. The record is from RefSeq and is a predicted model, not a curated record. Bases 251 to 994 code for a protein of 247 amino acids. Gene Ontology annotation, molecular function: zinc ion binding; ubiquitin-protein transferase activity. The transcript is spliced from 5 exons. Gene Ontology annotation, biological process: protein ubiquitination.